CGGGAGCGGGCUGGCGGCGGGGCGACCGCGCACGGGGGCCAUGCCGCGCUCCUUCCUCGUGGACUCGCUGGUGCUGCGCGAGGCCGGCGAGAAGAAGGCGCCGGAGGGCAGCCCGCCGCCGCUCUUUCCCUACGCGGUGCCGCCGCCGCACGCCCUGCACGGCCUCUCGCCCGGCGCCUGCCACGCGCGCAAGGCCGGGCUGCUGUGCGUGUGCCCGCUCUGCGUCACCGCCUCGCAGCUGCACGGGCCCCCCGGGCCGCCCGCGCUGCCUCUGCUCAAGGCGUCCUUCCCGUCCUUCGGCUCGCAAUACUGCCACGCGCCCCUGGGCCGCCAGCACUCGGCCGUGUCGCCCGGGGUCGCUCACGGCCCCGCGGCCGCCGCGGCCGCCGCCGCGCUGUACCAGACCUCCUAUCCGCUGCCCGACCCCAGGCAGUUCCACUGCAUCUCCUUGGACAACAGCUCGAACCAGCUGCCCAGCAGCAAGAGGAUGCGCACGGCGUUCACCAGCGCGCAGCUGCUAGAGCUAGAGCGCGAGUUCGCCUCAAACAUGUACCUGUCCCGCCUGCGCCGCAUCGAGAUCGCGACCUACCUGAAUCUGUCCGAGAAGCAGGUGAAGAUCUGGUUCCAGAACCGCCGGGUGAAGCACAAGAAGGAAGGCAAAGGCAGCAACCACCGCGGCGGCGGCGGGAGUGCGGGUGCCGGCGGGGGCGCACCGCAAGGCUGCAAGUGCGCGUCGCUCUCCUCAGCCAAGUGUUCCGAGGAUGACGACGAAUUGCCCAUGUCUCCAUCCUCAUCGGGGAAGGACGACCGGGAUCUCACGGUCACUCCCUAGGCGC
Orcinus orca (killer whale) is the source of this 836-nucleotide messenger RNA. RefSeq names its product GS homeobox 1 (gene GSX1). The record is from RefSeq and is a predicted model, not a curated record. Gene Ontology annotation, biological process: regulation of DNA-templated transcription. The coding region runs from base 41 to 832 and encodes 263 amino acids. Gene Ontology annotation, molecular function: sequence-specific double-stranded DNA binding; DNA-binding transcription factor activity, RNA polymerase II-specific. NCBI's taxonomy places the organism in Eukaryota, Metazoa, Chordata, Mammalia, Artiodactyla, Delphinidae. Gene Ontology annotation, cellular component: nucleus. The transcript has 2 exons.